AUGGAGUCGGACUCGGAUAGUUCACUGUCGUCGGCGCCUGAAGAGGAAGUCCAAAAGCUUGCGCCCAUCUUCGUCAAGGCGAAGAAGGCGACCAAGCUCGUCGCUCCACCGCCUGUGGUCUCGCCCCCUCGGCCCAAGAGAGCACCAUCACCACCUCAUGAAGAGGUCCUGGCAGACAACCCCGACAUUGCAUUCAUCGUAAUGUUCCGAUCGCGAUUCCAAGAGGCGUUCCCUGGCAAGACACCCCAUUUCGGACCGCAAGAUAUAGAAAGAGGAGUCGUGGACAGUAUACCCAGCCCGGAGAUUCAGUCUCUGCUUUGCGCGCUGCUGGCGUUGGUGUUGAAUCGCAAGAAGCCUGUUGAGCGUGGUCAUCACGGGCGAGCACUCGAAGAAGCCGUGGCUUCACACAAGAACCAAUGGCCGCGCAAAUGGGGCCACCAGAACCCACUCCACGGAGGCAAAGACUUCACCAACAUGACACCUGCUGAGAGGCUCAACCUCCUCCAUACGCUCGUCCUCUGGUCCCUUUCCUCAUCCGACGUUGUCUCUGGCAUGAUCAAAGACAAAUACAAGCAACAACGUCACAACGACGAUGAGAAUCAACCACUGUCUGUGCAACCAUGGGGAGUAGAUGGAGACAAGAGGAGGUACUUCCUGGUCCAAGGUCUCGACGAUACCAGCUUCAGAGUAUACAGAGAGGGCAGCCGGUAUACGAGGAACGCACACUGGUGGAGCGUCGCGGGCUCCAUCGACGAGGUCAAGGCUCUUGCAGAAAAGCUGGAGAACGAAGACCGGUCACAGGCAGCUCGUAGGCUCGCCAGCAGAAUGCUCAAUGCUGUGCCCAUGUUUGAGGCCACCGAGGAGAAACGCCGCCGCCGCGAGUACCGCCAGCAACGUCGUGCCGCCUUCACACGACCAGAGCCUGGCUUUGGCAUCUACGAAGGCCGAACUCGUGGUAAGCGCACGCGGUAUAACUACGAGGAGGAUGAGGACGGCGAGGACUUCAUGUCAGAUGCCACUUCGGCCCGACGUUCGACACGCCACCAGUCUGCUCGCAGCACGCCAUUCGAGUCUGGUCCGACCUUUACCGCCAGUGGUCGCCAGACCAAGCGGCCCCGCGUCGGUGAUUACGGCGAGAGCCUGCUGAGCAACAAUGUCAUGAGUACCGACGAGUUGGCGCCAGACUACGACGAGUCAGGUGUCGAGCGUGCUGGAAGCAACGAGUCGGAUCCUGUGCGUGGUGGAGGCAGAGCCACACGGUCAGGUGGUGCCGGUCAGGGUCCCAGUAAUCCUCGACAGCGAAAGCACAUUGAGGGCUACAACUCCAUCGAUGAGAUAAGUGAUGAAGACGAUGCUGGAGACGAAUGGGACUCAGACAAGAAUGGUUCUGGCGAUGACGAGAUGCCUGAUGCCGACGACGAGGAGUCACCGAUCAGCGACAAUGACGAGGAUGACCAGCUCGAGCGUGGCCCGCCCAGGAGUAUUCUCGUCAAGUUGAAGUUGGGCAAGGAGCCACGGCUACCAACAGCAAAGGUGGACGUCAAAGACGAAUCUGCGACCCACCCCUUGGUGCGCGUUCCUCCUCCAGCAGAUGCUGUCGAGGAAGCUCGGCCUGGAACCGCGAAGACUGAGGCCAAGGAAGUCGUUGCACCGAAUGGCCACGUCGAUGCUCCUCUGCCAUCAACUGCAGCCCAUUCCGAGCCACAAGUCGUUCUACCGUCUGCUCCUGCAGGUUCCGAAGCGAGCGCGCAGUUGGAGUCCUGCCAUUUCUAA
This is a messenger RNA of Zasmidium cellare ATCC 36951, 1773 nucleotides long. RefSeq lists its product as uncharacterized. The record is from RefSeq and is a predicted model, not a curated record. The coding region runs from base 1 to 1773 and encodes 590 amino acids. NCBI's taxonomy places the organism in Eukaryota, Fungi, Ascomycota, Dothideomycetes, Mycosphaerellales, Mycosphaerellaceae. The transcript is spliced from 6 exons.